This is a messenger RNA of Recurvomyces mirabilis, 1554 nucleotides long. RefSeq lists its product as uncharacterized. Gene Ontology annotation, molecular function: nitrate transmembrane transporter activity; nitrite transmembrane transporter activity. The record is from RefSeq and is a predicted model, not a curated record. The transcript is spliced from 2 exons. Gene Ontology annotation, biological process: nitrate transmembrane transport; nitrite transport. Bases 1 to 1554 code for a protein of 517 amino acids. Gene Ontology annotation, cellular component: membrane. NCBI's taxonomy places the organism in Eukaryota, Fungi, Ascomycota, Dothideomycetes, Mycosphaerellales, Teratosphaeriaceae.
AUGAGUAUCCUCACAGCACUGGUGUCCGCACCAGAUGUCAAUCCUAUCAACAAGAAAGCGCGAUCAGUACCAAUCUUUAAUGUUGUCAACGUCUACGGACGAGUGUUUUUCUUCUCCUGGUUUGGUUUUAUGAUCGCUUUCUGGUCUUGGUAUGCGUUUCCACCGCUUCUUGCCGAUGUCAUCGCCAAGGACAUCCACAUGACCAAGAUUCAAAUCAGCAACUCCAACAUCAUUGCUCUUGUCGCCACACUGCUCGUUCGUCUUGUUGCUGGCCCUGCUUGCGAUCGCUUCGGCCCACGAUGGACGUUUGCUGGUUGCUUGUUGAUUGGCGCUAUCCCGACCUUCUUGUCCGGUACCGCAUAUAGUGUCAACCAGCUCUACGCUCUGCGAUUCUUCAUCGGUAUCCUUGGUGGUUCCUUCGUGCCUUGCCAAGUAUGGACCACUGGCUUCUUCGACAAGAACAUCGUUGGUACUGCCAACUCGUUGACCGCUGGUCUCGGUAACGCUGGUGGCGGUAUCACCUACUUCGUCAUGCCAGCUGUCUACAAGGCUCUCGUCAAGGAUGGUCUAUCGAGCCACGUUGCCUGGCGUGUGUCGUUCGUUGUCCCUGGUAUCCUGAUUACCGCGGUUGCUAUCGCGCUCGUUGUCUUGUGUCCAGACACUCCGACCGGCAAAUGGGCUGAUCGCACUCAAGCUGCUGAGAACAACCUUCGUCAACACGGCGUAGAGGGCCAGGUUGUCGAUAUUCCUGGUCACGUCACCGAGAGUCACAAGCACUCGGACACAGGGUCGGAAUCACCAGUACCAUCCGGCAUCAUGGAGGAAGAGAAAAAGCUCGGCGAGACCCGUGGUGUGUUUGGCGAGCACGAGGCACAGCUCGGCGAACAACAGAUGCUCGAUACCGCUCGCGGCGAAGUCGUCCAGAAGCCCUCGUUCAAGGAGAUGUCGAAGGUUAUCUUCUCGCCUCAAACUCUCGUCACUGGAGCCUGCUACUUCUGCACCUUCGGCGCCGAACUCUCCAUCAACAGUAUCCUUGGGAACUACUACGGCGCCAAGUUCAAGUUCCUUGGUCUGCAAGGCGCAGGCAACUGGGCGGCGAUGUUCGGCCUCAUGAAUGUCAUCUGUCGACCUCUUGGCGGUGUGGUCUCUGAUAUCGCCUACAAGACGACUGGCAAUGUCUGGUCCAAGAAAAUCCUGCUUCACACCUACAGCAUCAUUAUGGGUGUUGUCCUCAUCGCCAUUGGUGUGGCCAAUCCCGACAAGCUAUAUGCAUUGGUCUUGCCAAUCGGUAUCGCUCUUGCUUUCUUCCUUGAGGGCGCGAACGGCUUGAACUACUCGCUCGUGCCCCAUGUGCACCCACAUGCCAACGGUGUCGUGUCUGGGUUCACUGGUGCCUGUGGUAACUUGGGCGGCAUCGUCUUCGCCAUUGUGUUCAGGUAUAACUACACCAACUACCACAAGUCACUCUGGAUCAUUGGUGUUAUGGCUAUCGCCAUCAAUUUGGCGGUCUGCUGGAUCAAGCCAAUACCGAAGGGACAGAUUGGUGGCAGGUAA